Mesitornis unicolor (brown roatelo) is the source of this 445-nucleotide messenger RNA. RefSeq names its product StAR-related lipid transfer (START) domain containing 7 (gene STARD7). The transcript has 4 exons. The annotation marks the transcript as partial. Lineage: Eukaryota; Metazoa; Chordata; Aves; Mesitornithiformes; Mesitornithidae. Gene Ontology annotation, molecular function: lipid binding. The record is from RefSeq and is a predicted model, not a curated record.
GUCUGCUCAGGAGAUGAAGCACAUGGAGAGCGUCUCCAGCCUGGUGCAGGGCGAGCACCCGCGCCCCGACCCCAAAGCCCCGCGCCCCGGGGAGCAGCCCUGGGAGAUGAUCAUGGACAAGAAGCACUUCAAGCUGUGGCGGCGACCCAUCGAGGGCACCCAUUUGUACCAGUACCGAGUGUUUGGGUCGUACACGGACGUAACACCCAGGCAGUUCUUCAACGUGCAGCUGGACACCGAAUACCGGAAGAAAUGGGACUCGCUGGUCAUUAAACUGGACGUCAUCGAGCGGGACCUGGCCACGGGCUCCGAGGUGAUCCACUGGGUCACACAUUUCCCGUACCCCAUGUAUUCGCGGGACUACGUCUACGUCCGGCGGUACAGCGUCGACAAGGAGAACAACCUGAUGGUGCUGGUGUCGCGGUGCGUGGCCCUCCUGGCAACU